CCCAAACAACCUGCUCCCAAACAGCCGGCUUCUAAACGACAGGCUCCAGGACUAACAUCUAAAACCCUGACUCAAAUGAAAACCGAUACCAGCAUGGCCCAGACUUUCGAUCCGCUGGACUACAUGACUGCAGAAGAGUUGCUCGCUAUCGACACGCAAUUUGCUCUGGCGCUGAAGGGAUUGGACGUCGUGCUGUUCUGGACUGGUGUAGACUGGGCCCAUGUGCAGAAAUGGGCCAGGAUAUGGAAACUGAAGACUUUAACAGUUGCCAUGGGGCCACUCAUGGAUGCAGCAAAUCCUAACAGCCCUAAGGCACGAAAGAAGAAAAAGGCAUAUUCCAGGUAUGUGAAGGGUGCAUCCGGUCGACUCGCGCAGUACGCGUGCCAGCAUUGCCGAGUCGUUGUCCUGACGAACCCUCCGCCCGACAUUUACAGUAGCAGAGAGAACAACACCUAUCAACAUCUUGAAGAGCCGAUUCUCAAAGGCCUUUGCGGUGGUUUUCCCGUUCGUAGAAUAGACUAUUUACAUCCAACGGUCGAUGGUGCAGCGCAUAUCACUUAUCAAGCUUGGCCAGAUAACAAAACCCAAGAUUGGGCUGCAAAAUUCGGGAAAAGGUCGGUCAACAGGUGGAAAAAGCUCAACUGGAGCUACAAGAGUCUCGUAACUACAUCUGAGCUCGGCUCGAAGCCUCUACAGACGCAGGUACUGCCCAUCAUUUCGGCCUCGCACGUCCAGCCAGCACAACCCUCCGAUCGGCAAGACCAUAAGACUGUGAGCCACUUCUCUGACUCCAAAAAGCAUACCGGAGUAGAAGAUGAGGACAUAACGCCACUUCAACAAGACAUUGACCUUAUCGAGGAGGAUCGUCUUUAUGAGGGGCUUGACAAUCGAGGUCAUGAAAGUCAAGCUCUACUCCCUGAAUCAAGGUGUGGACGGCUAGCAAGGAGUGACAGCCGCCUCGUCGACACGCAAGCCCACAUCCGAGAGGAACAAGGGAUUGAGUUUCAUGGAGGGCCGUUCGAGGAAGUCAACUGCUCGCCGGUACCAGUCUACAUGAUCAAAAGAUGUAGAAUGCCGAAUCCACCGGUUAUGGUGCCGGUAAUUAACAUCGAUGAUAUCAUGAUUGGAGCAGAAGUCACUGUCGAUAUCAAUGAGAACAGAGUGAAUAGGGACUUUUUGUACCUGACGAUGAAAGGUGUCUCCGGCCUCCAAGAUUGGUGGAAGCUGAGAUGGGUUGACCUAAUGGACAGAAAUAAUGUUGCUGGAUACUCCCCGAUCCGACUCGCAUAGUGGUGAGCCUCGGGAGGAAAAAUGUAAACGCCCUUCCCCCUCGGCAUACGCGUGGC
This is a messenger RNA of Cladophialophora immunda, 1346 nucleotides long. RefSeq lists its product as uncharacterized. The coding region runs from base 76 to 1290 and encodes 404 amino acids. NCBI's taxonomy places the organism in Eukaryota, Fungi, Ascomycota, Eurotiomycetes, Chaetothyriales, Herpotrichiellaceae. The transcript has a single exon. The record is from RefSeq and is a predicted model, not a curated record.